Messenger RNA from Liolophura sinensis, 2734 nucleotides. RefSeq names its product vesicle transport through interaction with t-SNAREs homolog 1A-like. Gene Ontology annotation, molecular function: SNAP receptor activity; SNARE binding. The transcript is spliced from 8 exons. Gene Ontology annotation, biological process: vesicle fusion with Golgi apparatus; Golgi to vacuole transport; intracellular protein transport. The record is from RefSeq and is a predicted model, not a curated record. Gene Ontology annotation, cellular component: SNARE complex; late endosome membrane; endoplasmic reticulum membrane. NCBI's taxonomy places the organism in Eukaryota, Metazoa, Mollusca, Polyplacophora, Chitonida, Chitonidae. Bases 1 to 657 code for a protein of 218 amino acids.
AUGGCUUCCUUGAUAGAGUCGUAUGAACACCAAUAUUCAAGUUUGACAGCUGAUAUCACCGUGAAGAUAGGAAAACUAUCGAAAACACAUGGGCUUGAAAAGCAGAAUGUAACACUUCAGGUAGAGCGUUUAUUUGAUGAAGCUGCAGAACUGCUUGAACAAAUGGAUUUGGAGGUUAGGGAGCAGGCACCCAAAGACAGGCAGAAGUAUCAAACUCGAUUAAAAAGUUACAAGACAGAGCUAGACAAACUACAGAAAGACUUUAAGCGAGCUCGCUUGGGACUAGACAGUCGUGAUGAACUGCUGGGAUUGGAGGAUAUACAAGAUUCCUCAGAUCAGAGGUCAAGGUUACUGGAUAACUCUGAGAAUCUGGAACGGUCAAGCAGAAGACUUGAUCAUGGGUAUAGAACUGUUGUGGAAACAGAAGAAAUUGGUGCCCAAAUAAUGGAAGAUUUACACUCACAACGACAGACAAUUCAGAGAUCCCGACAGAGGGUUGAAGAGAUGAAUUCAAAUUUAGGGAAAAGUUCUCGAGUUCUGUCAGGAAUGAUGAGAAGGAUUAUCCAAAACCGAGUAUUACUGGUGGGAAUGGGGGCCAUGAUUCUUGUGGUCAUAGCUUUAGGAAUCUAUUUUACCGUAAAAAAAUCACAAUCCUGAGGACUGAUCAAACUUCAUCUACACAUCUAUUGACUGGAUAUAUUAUACUACAUGUGCUGUGUAUCAGUGGCCUACAUUGCGUUGUUACCUUCUUGUUCUUCAUCAUUGUUCCAUUGUAAAGCGAAUCCUUCCUGCAUGUCACUACCAAAGCCAUUUCUGACGAGGCACAUUCUUUUGGUUAUUAAUGUGAUUGUUGUUGCUGAUGAAACAUAUCUAUGCUGACAGCAUCAGGGGGAUACAUGUGUUAUAAAAGUGUUAGUCGUGAAUUUAUUUUCACAGCUACCCAUGUCAUUUUCUUUACCAUGGUUUGAGGUUAAGUUGAGUAGUAGAUGUCAAGUGCAAUUGGGACCAAGAGAAAGUGUUUUUCAUCCACUGUCAGCCCUGCACAGGUUGUAACUUAACAGAAGUUUGACUGUUUUGUGUCACCUAGGCAUUCAAGGUGUGUUUUGCCUGUAGCUUGGCUGUUGUUUGCCUAUAUUUUUCUUGAUGAUUUGUUUGUUUUUGACCCUUGAAAAUGUGUCAUUGUGUCAUUCGGUUGAUUGAUGUACCUAUACUAUAAUGAGAAAUUGUGCGACUGAAACAUGUACAUAUAUAUACCCGCCUGAAUCUGACCCCAAUAAACCAAACUGAAUCUGACCCCAAUAAACCAAACUGUAAUUUGACAUAUCAACAGGCACUCUAAAUAUUAGCAUGGUGUCUCCUGUUGAGAAUGUUUUCCAUUGUAAAAUGGCUGAAAAUCUGCCAAUAUGAGGCCUCGCUUAUGCCAGUAGUAACACUGGACCUUAACUCUGGGUUCAAAAUUGAUCUUGCUUGAUUUUGUAAGUGUUAUUUCCAUAGACAUGUCAGAGGUAUAGAUCUCACAACACCAGGUGUAAUAAUAAAGUUACAAGAUAUAAAUUUUUGUGUAUAGUGAAUGAAGCACAAAUCGCCCUAUGUGGGCAGGUUUCUGUUGGACAAUAACAUUAUUAAACAGAAUCUCUGAAUGAAUGAUGAAGGUUUAGUGACAGAUAAGCUUUUGAUUUGUGUACAGUUAGAAAUCGGUUCCUAAAUAUAUCUGUUACAUGGGAUUUUGUGCAUAUAUGGAAUAAGCAAAUAUUGAUGAGAUCUAGAAAAAAAUGAUUUUAUCAUAUUAGUUGUCUAUCUUUUAUGUGAAGUGACAUGCAUUAUUGAAAAAUUGAUCACUGAUUGUUAUUGUAAACUGGAGCAUGGGGAUAAAUUACAUUGUCUGUCUAAUUACUCUUGUAUUUACGUGUAUUGAUAGGCAUCAUUCCAGAGUAAUUUUUCAGUUUUUGUUUUUCUCCCAUAAAGUAUGUGCUAAAUGUAAUGUGUAUUACAUGUGUAAUUUUACCACCAAGCUCUUUCUCCAUAAUCUUAUGCUAACUUAUUCUCGCUGUGUUUAAAUGUGUACACACAUGGUGUGAACAGAUGUUUGGUCACAUUCGGUUCAGUACAGGAUAGAUAUAAAUCAAGUGUGUGUUAUAGUAACUGGGGCCAAAUGUGUUUUAUAUGUUCUGUUCAGGAUAUAGAACAUCUGCUGGUAAGGAAAUGAAAGAGAGCAUGCAGACUGAUUUAUGUGUGUAUGGCUGCGUGUAUGUAUUAAUGCCAUAUGACUGGUCUGGAUACAGCAUUUACAGAAUAACAUUCUUACUUACGUUUUUAAGGAGGAAGAUCGGAUUUGAUUACACGAUUAUGUAGGGAAAUAUUUAUUGUACACUGUCACUUGAUAAGAUUAGUUGUGAACAAUAUUUUUGAAGUAAUGGAUAUAAUGGAAUAGAUGGAGGUUUCUUUUAGUAACAGUUCACACAUGUACGGCAGACAAGAUACAUGUGUGUAUGUGUGUUUGGAUUUAGUCCAGUUUUUAAAAUGCUUGGCGGCAUUAAAACAGAAUUGCCAGCUAUUUCUUCUAGUCAGCUGCUUGUGUUUGAGACCAUAAUCUUUUACUUCUCAAGAGUGUGUGCAUGCAGCCUUUGUUGCUGACGUCAGGUGCAUGAGAGAUUGUAGUGAAUAUCAAUGUGUGUCUGUUCAUGUCGAACGUUUUGAUUGGUCAUCUGAGUUGAAUUUUUCAAUAAAAUUAGAA